AUGAUGAUCCAGCUUUGAAGUCAAAAAGUAAAUGUACCAGUUGGACCAGUCGGUAGAAACGGUGACAUUAACUUUCUCAGGUACCUCAUGCAAGUGACAUUACCAAUAGAAAUCGGAAUUGGAGAUGUCUUGGAAGCCUUGGAGAGCAGGUGCAGAGUAGUGGAGGUUGUGAUAGACAACAUAAUGAGAGAUGAGAAUACAUGAUAUGCAGUUCACUUCAACCCCAACUCGAGGUACAGGAUUUAUGGAGAGUUUGCGAAACUGGAAGAUGCGAUAGACCUCCCAGAGGAAAUCGUAAUAAAAGGUAGGAGAAUCUUUAUCAAUCAUGCAGCGUCGCUGCUCUGUGGGAUCUGUAAGCAGAUAGGACAUAACGAUGAGGGCCACAAAAGGAUGGAGAUGCAAAGAGAAGAAAGAAUACGAGUAGAUGGUAUAAGGAGGAAAAAGAAGGAGGAAGAAAGGAGGGUGCGAGUGAAGGCUAUAGGGGAGAAUUUAGGAUUAAGAAUGAAGUUAGAAGACGAUAAACAUAAUAACUCUACAUAUGCUGGGCUGAUUAAAGCUGAGGAAGCCAAAACAGAGGCAACAAAAGAGCAGAUAGAUGGGAGGACGAGUGGACUGGCAAAGAGAACUCCGCAAGAAGCAGGACUAGUUGAUCCACCAAUGAAGCGAGCUAAAAUCAGGAAGAAUCGGACUAUGGCGAUCGCUCACCUGAAUAUACGGAGUAAAACAGAAGAAGGAACAGAUAGAGAAAUUUCUGCAAGAGGUGGGGGUAGAAUACUUGGAAUAAGUGAGACACACUGCUCAGAAACAGAUUUCCUACCAAAAAUCAAUGGAUUCAACUGAAGCCACAACCCAGGAACAGAAAGAAGUGCGGGUGCUGGAAUCUUAUAUAGGAAAGGACUAGCGAUUGAAGAAACCAAAGAAUUUACUCAAGGAAGGAUAGCAGGGAUAGUGAUUGAGAGUCAGGUAAUAAUAGAAGCUUACUCACCUAAGGAAGGGGACGAAAAGGCUCUGGAUGCUUUCUAUGAGGGUUUAAACGAAGCUUGUGAAUGGGGGAGAGCUAGGGGAAAAUAUCUACUACUAUUUGGAGAUUUCAAUGCUCAUAUUAGAGGGUGAUGAUCAGACCAAACCAACGGAAACGGACAUCUUUUUAAGCAACUAUGUGACGAAUGAGGGUUGGAGAUACUGCCGAUGAACAAACCGACUCAUUUACACUCAAGUGGAUCCACAUUCUGCCUUGAAUACUGCGCGAUUGACAGACACAUAUUAGGCAAAGUGAUAAGCUAUGAGGACAUUCAAAAUAACCCGAUCAAAUCGGAUCAUUUACCAGUACUCCUUAAAAUAUGAGAAGGAUGGUGAGAGACGAACAGACAAACAAAGAAAAUGCUGAGACUCGAUAGGCUCCAAAGCUCCACAUACCUCAAGCUAUAUCAAGAAGACGUCAAGCGAGAUUUGCAGGACCUGGACAUGAAUGGAGAUGUUGGACAGAUCUACAGGGAGAUAAACAAGAUCGUUCUUGGAUCGGCGGAAAGAGUAUUAGGGGUCAAAGAUGGGCAAAGAAGUGUGCUGGGAAGAGAUUCCUUGUUGCUGCUUCGUGAAGCACGGAGAUUUAGGUGAAAAGCGUUAAAGGCGCUGAAGAAGGAUGCUGGAAAGUAUGAUGAGCUAAUGAGAAAGCACAGGCUAAAAAUGAAAGAAUUUAAAAGAGAAAGGAGCAGGAUAGAGGCCCUUACAAAAAGGGAGCAGGAAAUCGAAAAUGCAAUCAUUGGUGAAAAAGACAUGUGAGUCCUUUACAACAGGAUCAAAAGACUGAAAAGAACCGAAAUAAUAAAGCUUAGUGGCAAAGAGGAAGAAGAGAUGGUAGCAUGGUGACAGGCCCAAUACUCGGAUUUGGUGGUUGAGACUGAUCUCCCUAACGCAGACCCGAUAUUGCCUACCUGGGAAGAGGUGAAUUGAGCCAUAUCUACGCUGGGAAAUAAGAAAGCAACAGGCCCUGAUGGAGUACCGGCAGAGCUAAUUAAAGAAGGCGAGGAAAUCAUGAAGGAAAUAUAUUGGAGACUGAUCCGAAGGAUUUGAAAAGAAAGAUACUUACCGGUAGAAAUGAAGGAAGCACUAGUGGUUCUGAUCCCAAAAAAGAAAGGUACUAAAACACCGGAGGAUUACAGGCCAAUAACGCUACUUAACACGGUCUACAAAAUAUUAGACAAAAUAAUUGCGACGAGAUUGGCGCAGGAAAUAAAUACGAAAAUGAUUAUGCACACAUCGCAAGCAGGAUUCAUCACUAAUAGGGCGACAUCUGACCAGAUACAUAAAUUGGGAACAAUAAUUGAGUACUGUCUACUGAAGAAGAGGAAAAUAAGAUGCGCAUUUUUGGACAUUAGCAAAGCAUUUGGCUCAAUAAGACACAACAAUUUAUACGAGACUAUGAAGCAAAGAGGGAUCUCCACAGACAAUAUACGAAUGCUGAUAGCAAUGUAUAAAGAGGCAGAAAGCAGGAUAAUUAUGGACGAACAUCUAACCAGAUCUAUCAGUAUAAAAAAGGGUGUGAGACAAGGUGGAAGUUCAUCUCCAGUAUGCUUUAAUUUUAUACCAAACGAGCUAGCAUGGAAAAUAGACGAAAUGAACAUAGGGGUUACAGUAGAUGAAGACCGGCAAUUAAAACUGGGGUUGCUACUCUAUGCGGAUGAUAUAGUGCUACUCGCACAUAAAAAGAAAGAAUUACAGGCACUCUGCGACAUAUGCGAUCAAUGAGCAAAGUACUACUCGCUAAAGAUUAACCAAAGUAAGUCGGUCGUGGUAGAUUACUCGAGUAGAGCCGGAGAUCUGCAUAUAGGAGUAAACGGACAGAGGCUAAAGCAAGAGAAACAGUUUAAAUACUUGGGCAAAAUAAUAGCAAGGGGAAAACAUAACAAAGCAGACUCGAAGAAAACCACGGAGAAGACCAAAGCAGCAUGUAGAUCGACUAAAGCGAUGCUGACAAUGAUGAAAAACAUAAAGGCAACAAAAAAGGCCAUCAUAGCAAGAGCGUGUAUAGAUCCAACAGCAUUGUACGCGAAGGAAUGUAGCCAGCAAAACUGAGAUGAUAUUGCGAUGAAGGUAGCUGAAAAUGAGAGGAUGGGAGUAGCAAGAGCUAUACUGGUAGCACCAAGAGGUACAGCGAGAGAAACAGCAGGGCUAGACCUUGGAUGAAUCAGUUUAAAGAACCAAAUGAGAAUGCGCACCCUGUUCUUUAGAAAGAAAAUGCUGGAAGCAGAGGACCAGCUCACAAAGGUGAUAAUGAAAAUCAAUAAGCACAAUGCACUGGCCUGAGAAAAACGAUGCAAAGUUUAUAUGAAUAAUUUGGGAAUUGAGGAAUAUGACAACAAGCAGAUUAAGAGGACAGAAGCGAAACAGUGAAAACGAAUACUAGAAGAAGCUGUAAAGAGAUGUAACCUAAAGGAAAUGGUGCAGAGACUGGAAGCCGAGACGUACAAAACAACGGACCUCUACAGAUGGACGUUUGAGGGAGCCAAGGCUACAUACACUCCAGCGUAUGUUCGGCUCAACUUCAAUAUGCACAUGGCAAUUGGUGCUAUGCACAGUAUGAGAGCAGGGUUUAACAGCAGCAAUAGCUGUGCACACAAGAGACAUCUGACCAAGACGCAUUGUGUAAUAAUUGCAAGGUGGUGGAAACUGAGAAGCACAUGCUAG
Messenger RNA from Blepharisma stoltei, 3684 nucleotides. The record is from the annotation of a GenBank genome assembly. Lineage: Eukaryota; Ciliophora; Heterotrichea; Heterotrichida; Blepharismidae.